Molecule: messenger RNA, 2245 nt
Organism: Passer domesticus (house sparrow)
Lineage: Eukaryota; Metazoa; Chordata; Aves; Passeriformes; Passeridae
Product: prosaposin
Exons: 14
Coding region: 81-1640 (519 amino acids)
Biological process (GO): sphingolipid metabolic process; adenylate cyclase-inhibiting G protein-coupled receptor signaling pathway; epithelial cell differentiation involved in prostate gland development
Cellular component (GO): lysosome
Source: RefSeq, a predicted model, not a curated record
UGCGCGCCCCGCCCCUAUAUAAAGGCGGGAGCGGGCGGUGCCGGCGGCGCCGCAUUGCAGACGGGCACGGAGGGGCAGCGAUGGCGCGGCCGCUGAUCCUCGGGCUCCUCAGCCUCCUCGGGCUCCUGGCCGCCGCCGUGGCCAGCCCUGUGCUGUGGCAGAAGGAGUGUGCCAAGGGGCCGGAGGUGUGGUGCCAGAGCAUUCGCACGGCCUCGCAGUGCGGGGCAGUCAAGCACUGCCAGCAGAACGUCUGGAACAAGCCUGCCGUGAGCAGUAUUCCCUGUGACUUGUGUAAGGAGCUUGUGACGGUUGCUGGCAAAAUUUUAAAGGAUAAUGGCACUGAGGAUGAGAUCCGCUCUUACUUGGAAAAGACCUGUGAGUUUCUUCCUGACCCAGGCCUUGUCUCUGAGUGCAAAGAAAUUGUGGAUUCCUACCUACCAGUUAUCAUGGAUAUGAUCAAGGAAGAGUUUGAUAAACCUGAGGUGGUGUGCAGUGCCCUUGCUCUGUGCCAGUCCCUUCAGAAGCACCUUGCAGCAAUGAAGCUCCAGAAACAGCUCCAGACCAACAAGAUCCCAGAGCUGGAUUUCUCCGAGCUGGCAUCCCCAUUCAUGGCUAACGUGCCUCUUCUCCUUUACCCUCAGGACAAGCCCAAGCAGAAGCCUAAGGCGAGUGGGGAUGUGUGCCAAGAUUGCAUUCAGCUGGUCACUGAUGUUCAGGAAGCUGUGAAGACAAACUCCUCUUUUGUGAAAUCUUUGGUUGCUCAUGCCAAGGAGGAGUGUGACCGUUUGGGACCUGGCAUGUCCGAUAUGUGCAAGACCUACAUCUCUGAGUAUUCUGACUUGGCCAUCCAGAUGAUGAUGCACAUGCAACCAAAGGACAUUUGUGCCAUGGUUGGCUUCUGUUCUUCUGUGAAGUCUGUUCCCCUUCAGCCUCUGGUGCCAGCUCAGGUGGUUCAUGAGGUGAAAAUGGAAAUUGUGGAGAAGGCCUCAGUUCAAGAGAAGACUUUUUCUGUGUGUGAAAUCUGUGAGACCAUGGUGAAAGAAGUGACUGGCCUCUUGGAGAGCAACAAGACAGAGGAGGAGAUUGUGCAUGAGAUGGAGGUGGUGUGCCGCCUGUUCCCAGGGAGUGUCAAGGACCAGUGCAAGGACUUCAUCGAGGUCUACGGCCAGGCUGUGAUUGACAUGCUCUUGGAGGCAACAAAUCCUGAGGCUGUGUGUGCCAUGCUGAAAUGCUGUGCAGCCAGCAAGCUUCCCCAGCAGCCAGCUGUAGUGAAACCUGCAGGUGGCUUCUGUGAUAUCUGCAAGAUGGUGGUGGCUUAUGCAGACAAAGAGCUAGAGAAGAAUGCCACGACAGCUGAAAUUGAAGCUUUACUGGAAAAAGUCUGUCACUUCCUGCCAGAGUCUGUCAGUGAACAGUGUGUGCAGUUUGUGGAACAGUAUGAACCUGUGGUUGUGCAACUCUUGGCAGAGGUGAUGGAUCCCACUUUUGUUUGCACUAAACUCGGAGUGUGUGAGUCAGCUAAAGAGCCUCUCCUGGGGAAUGAUGCCUGUGUCUGGGGUCCAGGCUACUGGUGCAAGAACAUGGACACUGCUGCUCAGUGCAACGCUGUUGAUCACUGCAAACGUCAUGUGUGGAACUAGAAGAAGAAUUUCCAGUUCUGAAAGUUUGCCAUGGCUCUUAGGAAAUGUGGGCCGAGGUUGGCAGAGAGCUGUAUCUCACCUGUCCCUCCUCUCUGCCUCAUUAACAAUUUGACCUUCAAGUUCCUUUGUUGUAACUCUUCUGUAGCAGUGCUGCUGUUGAAGGAUCAGAUUUUCAUUGUUGACUUAACAAAGAUAUUUCUGAUUGUACAGUUUAACCCAUUAUGCUCCUAAAAAUAGUCAGUGUGUUGUAGAUUUUUUUUUUUAAUUGGUAGGCUGAAGUGUUUAUGUGCUGGGAGGAAUGACAGAGAUGGUGAAAUGAGACAAGGCUCUUAUCUUUUAAUUUCAAAAAAAAAGAGCAAGAUAGCGACUAAACUUUCAAAUGUUUUUCUGUAGGCAGCAUUGGGAAGAUUUUACAUGCUUUGCAUUUUUAACAUCAGGCUGAAAUGUUUAUUUUCUGUGUAUGGGAACUCUAAGGGAUAAUGUUGAAUCUGGGAAUCCUUUUGGCUGGAAUUUUCAAAGCUCUGCAGACACAGAGGAGUGGACUUUGUGUGCCCAGCUAGCUUUCAAAGCCACUGAUAAUGAAAAAGAUGCAUUGGAGUGAUCAG